GUGGAUAUACCAUGCCAGUGUCAGUGGGUCCGUGCCAGUGCCUUUGUGUGCACAGCUUUGUGUUUACGUUUCCUAGGCCUAGAUUGUGAUACGUUGAUCUACCACAUCGGUAUGCCAGCCAGGCAGGCUAGCUAGCAAGGCAUCGAGUCCGCUCUCGCUACACAAAAUGCAGACAGCAUCGCUGGUGCUUUGUAAUCAAAACGAGGAGCGAGAGUCGAGUGUGGAACCGUGAUAUCUGCCACCGUUUGUUUCUCUCAAGUACAAGAUCCAUAAUCUUUCACAUUUUGACUGGUUUAAGAGUGAGAAAGUGAGAAGAAACGUUUCAGCACGGAGAUCAUCUUAAACACGUUUUCAUCACCUGUGAGAUAUACAUGUAUCUUCGUCCGUGAUCUGUGUGACGGUUGGCUCAGACUCUAGUGUGGUCAACCCCCGAGUGUGCCCGUGGAGUAACUUCUCAUUGUGACCGUGGUAGCCGCAGUAGUUAAACAGCAGAUUACUUCGUGAUGGUCAUGUAACUAGAUGUUAAAUCCAGCUAGCUGUUGAAAGUGCGAUGACUGGUUGGCCAAGCUAUGAGAUCAGCUUAGACAGUGGCUAAUGAUAACAACUCUAUUCGUAUAUAUCGUAUGGAGUUUGAAUGAAAGCACGAUUCAAUAUGGCUUCCAUGAGUAAAUUCGCACUUUGGUGUGCAUUGAUUUUAAUGCUAACCUUCACUCUCUUGGUCUACAUCUCGCCCUCAACACCGUCCAUACAAUCAUCAGUACUUGGUAGAAUAACAGAUCGGAUACAUCCCGAAGGAGUCUUACCAUUGCAGGCUGUGAACAAAGACCAAGACCAAGAGACGGAUUCAUUACCUGUACACGUGAAUAUAGGAUCGUCAAAAGAAGAAGAUGAUUCAAUCAGUUUGCUGAACGGAUCCUACCCGAGCAAGGUGUCCUUUAUGAACGCCCAGAAAGAGAUUCAGAAACGUCGCAAGUAUAACAUGGAGCGCGUCUGCAAGAAGUACCACCCAAAUCCCGAGACGGACAUGGCGAAGCACCCGCCCUGGAACGUUAUUGUAGACGACAAAUAUAAACUGAUGUACUGCUACGUUCAGAAGGUUGCUUGUACUAAUUGGAAGAAAGUGUUCUUAGUACUGAGUGGUCAGUACAAUUCAACCGCAAGCAUUCCGCAGUUCUUCACCAAUCGUGAAGGGGCCAGGAGUCUCAAGUCACUCCAGUCUUACCCCGAAGCAGAACGGAGGCACAUCCUCAAGACCUACACCAAGUUCAUGUUCGCCAGACACCCAUUUUCCCGUGUUCUUUCAGCCUACCGGAACAAACUGGCCCCAGACAGUACGUUCUCUCGGGCGGGAAAAUGGCAGAAAAAAAUCGGUACCAAAAUCAUGAGCGCAUUCCGAGAGGACGCCGUGGAGCUGCGCGUUGCGAGGCAAAAUUUCAAUAUGAGCAAUUAUGACCUUUCCUUUGGUGAAUUUGUGAAAUUUAUCUACACCCCUCGAGGACAAAAGAAUGGCAACAAGCACUGGCGGGAUUUACAUAUGAGUUGCCUUCCGUGCAUGAUCCAGUAUGACAUGAUUGGUAAGAUUGAAACGCUCGAGGACGAUGCGCGGUAUAUCUUGAGCGUCAGUGGGGCAGAUAAAGUUGUCAGUUUUCCAUCGGCAGAGGGCAGUUCACCUACCAACAGUUCCGAUCCAGACCUUAUACAGAAGUACUUCUCAACUCUGCCGCGUAAUGACAUAACAAAACUGUACAACCGAUAUUUAAUUGAUUUCCUUAUGUUUGAUUACCAUGCUACUGUAGAUGAUGUGCUUGAUGUACGGUAGCAACAAAAUGAUACAAGUUUUAUACCCACAAUAUUUAUCUACUAUAAACUGCUAAUGAAAAUUAUUUCAGUUGAAGACUCGGUCAAAUGUGGCCGUUCCUGUUUGAAAACCAUCACUUUGCUUUGUUGAAUAUUUGCAGGAGUUAUAUUUUGUAUCAACUAAUGUGAGAUAUUUUAGAGAUAUUUUUUUUUCAUUCUUACUACAUUACAUUUGAACCGCAUCACAGUUGAAUCAGAGCAUUAUAAUCAGUAUGUGCUCCUUUUUGAAAAGAUUUGAGGGGUAAAAAGUUAAGAUGUCAGAGGGGAAUUUCAAUCCCUGAUCAAUGGUACUGAUUCAUACUUCAUUUUGAGUUAGUGGCAACACUUUUGCUGUACUUAGCUUUUAGUGUUUUCGUGGUAUUUCCAUAUUCAAUUCAAUUCAAUUCAAUUUAUUUCAACCAUAAAAAUACAGUUACAAUAAA
This is a messenger RNA of Strongylocentrotus purpuratus (purple sea urchin), 2279 nucleotides long. RefSeq names its product carbohydrate sulfotransferase 11-like. The record is from RefSeq and is a predicted model, not a curated record. Gene Ontology annotation, biological process: carbohydrate biosynthetic process. The transcript is spliced from 5 exons. The coding region runs from base 635 to 1819 and encodes 394 amino acids. Gene Ontology annotation, molecular function: sulfotransferase activity. NCBI's taxonomy places the organism in Eukaryota, Metazoa, Echinodermata, Echinoidea, Camarodonta, Strongylocentrotidae. Gene Ontology annotation, cellular component: membrane.